Sphaeramia orbicularis (orbiculate cardinalfish) is the source of this 1408-nucleotide messenger RNA. RefSeq names its product centromere protein L (gene cenpl). The transcript is spliced from 5 exons. Lineage: Eukaryota; Metazoa; Chordata; Actinopteri; Kurtiformes; Apogonidae. The coding region runs from base 53 to 1150 and encodes 365 amino acids. The record is from RefSeq and is a predicted model, not a curated record.
CGAUGUUUAAAUAUAUUUCCGUUUUCUUUUUGCUUUGGGUGAUGCACCAGACAUGGAGCAAAAACAAACUAGUGUGGUGAAGACCCCUCGCAACAGUGAUGGAGCUCAGAGGAGCAGUUACCGGCAGUCGUACCGCAGCUAUGUAGGAGCCGUUUCACGCCUUGGCUUGACCUCAGCAUUGACAGCACGGCGGCUCAACACCAGCAGAAGAGCUCCAAGGGCACACAAUAUCACUGAUAAGGUGAGUCCCGAACACCUGGCCGUACUGGUGAAAAAAGAGUGGCAGCUGUCCUAUGUUACUCCACUGUUCCAGUUCAGACACACACAGCUGAAGCGCUAUUCCCAGCAGCUUUCAGCUUUUAUCGCUGCAGAAAGGCAAGGCGUGGCAGUAGAGGUGGAGGAACCACAACACAGCUUUAAAGCCUCCUUCUCUGUGGUGCAUGGGAUGGCGGAGGCGGAAGAAGAUGCUGAGACCAUCCUCAUACAGGUCCAUUCAAAGCAUCAUUUCAGCAGACGGGACGACCCUGAGAAAUGUGUGUGGAGCGGGUGGCUGGCCUGCAUUAACGGCAGUCCAGAAUACAUCCGCUCCCUACCCAAGGACUUCAUCUGCCUCCCACUUUUUGGCAGCAGUGGAGGCGACCCCCUCACCUCUUCGGUUAAAUCCUGGUUCCAGCAGACCUUCGACUGCUGCUUUGGCUCCCUGGAAAUCAACCACACAAGUUUACAAUGGCUGGGGUCAUUAUGGACAAACUGCCAACCCGAGUCCAACAUCCAGCACCUCAAAAUGAUUUGGGCUGUACCGGUUGUGCCGCCGCUGCAGAUCACGUACACAGUGAACCCUCAGGACGCCUGGGAACUUUGGACCUGCGUGAGGAAAGACGCACAGGUGGAGAAAGAGGGAGAGGAGGAGGAGGAGGAAGAGGAAGAGGGGAUUAUCGAUAUUGAGGAGGUGAAUAUGUUCAUGCAGGAGCUGAAGAGUCACUUCUACAGACACUUCAAGCUGGAUCUGUCAGCGGGAAACUUGGUCCAGGUCUCAACAGCGCUCGGCUCUGCCAAGACAAGCGGAAGGAUUAAGAUCUCCAACAGCAGAUACAUGAUCUCCACCCUGACACUGCUGACGGAGUGUGCUCUUCUCAAAAUGCCCGUUUGAGGACAACGCAUCUUUUUUUUACAAAUCCAAACUUGUUCCAUAAACCCCUUUUGGAAGUGUGAAAUCGAAUAUCUUUUUGACAAUAUGUCUAUUUUUUUUCAUAUGUCAUUUUUGCUUUUCGCUUUUCCACAGUAAUAAUGUUUGUGGUGUACAACCAAACCCUCUCAUGUCUUGUCUCUUUUUGUACAUAAUGCUCAUUAUCUACAUUUUUGUCCUAGUAAAAUACUUAAAUUUUUUCAGUGCUGCAUAAUAAACUGA